Messenger RNA from Aspergillus brunneoviolaceus CBS 621.78, 883 nucleotides. Its product is annotated as carboxymuconolactone decarboxylase family protein. The coding region runs from base 148 to 717 and encodes 189 amino acids. The record is from RefSeq and is a predicted model, not a curated record. Gene Ontology annotation, molecular function: peroxiredoxin activity. NCBI's taxonomy places the organism in Eukaryota, Fungi, Ascomycota, Eurotiomycetes, Eurotiales, Aspergillaceae. The transcript has 2 exons.
CAUCGACUUGCGCAUUCAUUGUACUACACAGAUCAGACCUUUCCACCCGGAAAGUCAUCGCCAAUUUAGCCGCAAGUAUCCCGAUAUCAAUUACAGAGGACAUACCUUGAAGGUUGACCGACCUUCAGAAUAGCCCGAACAUUCAUCAUGCGCCUCCCAUAUGUUGCAAACCCCCCGGAGACGAGCGAUGCUGAGGAAGCUGAGAUCCUAGCACAAACGCAAGCCCGACGUGCCCCCGGAACGCUGCUACCUCUGGACUUGGCACUGAUGCACUCGUUUCCAGUCACGGAUGGCUGGAAUUCAUUCAUGGGCGCCCUUCGCACGAGGACGAGUCUCUCGACCAUUAUCCGUGAGCUGAUCAUGUGUCGUGUGGCUGUCCUCAAUGAUGCCUUAUUCGAGUGGGAGCAGCACGCUCCGUUGCUGAAGGCAGGAGGAUUCAGUGACGAAGCGCUAGAGCUGAUUCGGCAACCAGGCAUCUGUCCAGAGGCACAGAAAAGGGCGCUCAGCAGGGAGGAAAGCGUGGUGCUGAAGUAUACGGACGCUAUGACCAAGACGGUCAAGGUGCCGGAGGAGAUCUUCCAGGAGGUCAAGGAGUGUUUCGAUCAUAAACAGGUGGUGGAAAUUACGGCGACGGUAGCGGCCUACAACGGUGUUAGUCGCUUUUUGGUUGCAUUGGAUGUGGGAGAGAGGAAUCAUGCUAAAUGCUGGCAUGUCUAAUUGAAUGGUAUCUCUAUAGAUCUUUAAUUUUCGGCAGCUGGAUCUUCCAUCUUCGACACAAUGCCGGGGGGUGAUUAAACAUGUAUUGUCAGUUUUGUUCGGUGUUGUUGCUCCGAGGAGUAUGUUUUACGAGUAUCACAUAAGUACAAAGUGAAUAUAGUCGAUU